CGCGCGGCUUGCGCCCGCAUCCGUACCGCGUACCCAACGUAUCUAACGUAACCGAACGGACUAUACUGGACCCAAACGGACCACGACGUGAACAGUGAACCAGUGAUCUAGUACGUUGACCUUUCAGUGCCCGGGAAAUGUAAUUGGCAUAAAUAAAGUGACGUGCUGUGCAGUGUUUAUGGAUUAUUAUUUUCUACCCUCCUCUUUAUAUACUUGAGUCUGUGCCUGUCUUGUGUCGCCCUGGUAUUCGGCCCAGGACGCGAGUGACGCUUGUGACAGUUGACAAAGUGUAUAAUGUUUUGGAUUUGACAACAACAUUCACCGCUACCCACAAUAUCUCUGCAAUCUUACAAUCAGCGCGGCAGGGUGGCGGCAUCUAAGUAUGGUGGUGGUGGGGUCUCUGUCGGGUCUGGCGUCGCGGUAAGGCGCGGCAUGAAGUGCACCGGCGUGGCGGGCGGCGGGCCCCCCUCCAGUGAGCUACUACUGGGCGCCUGCUGGUUCGACCCAAAGCACGAGGCCUCUUCUCCCCCUUGCCACGAGCUUCUCGACUCUCUACUCGCUCCUCCACCCCUCGCGGAACUUAAACCACUCCCGCCGUUUACUGGCUACACUGGACACCUUUCUAUUAAUGGAAUCUCCGGUCAUCACUUCCAUGCUAUUGCUCAACGUCUUCCAGAAGAGAACAAUAAUUACCCUACUCAGAGUGGCUACGGUGAUAAUGAGGUAGUCUCGUCUUCCACAUGCGCUACGGACUCGGAACCACCCGACUUAGAGGAUGUUAAACCAUUUCCGUUAGAUGUAUCUGAUACAAAACCCUUUGCAGAAUCUUCUGGCCCGGGAGCAGCCGAUUCUUGUGCUCAAUCUUGCUCACCGCCAGCCAAACUUUUCGAUGACGCUCCUAAACAAGAAAUGUAUGACCUAAGUUCAAUAGAAGAUAUAGCGGCUAUCAUAGGAUCUGCUAUCGCAGACACUACUGUACCUUCUCAACCAGAGGAUCCUGAGAGAAACGACUCAAGAGAUAGCUGGAUGGACAUAGACAUGACAUGGAUAACCAGCGCCAGCAGUCAACAAGGGGAAAAAAUGCCAAUAACACAAGAUCUUUCAGACUUGGGUCUAUCCAUCUCUCCCCCACCCAACCAAACAAAUCACCAAUCUGGUUUAGAUUAUCCUAGUAAAAACCAUAAGUAUUCGAAAACCCAAGAGUUUUUUCAAAAUAAUUUCGGACAAGCAGGGUCAACGCUUCAGAAUUUACUUACUCAAGGCUAUAUGCCGUUGCUACAAAAUCGAUUACAAAAUGGCCCACCAGUUAAGCAAGAAGCGCCCAGCUCGACUAGCUAUGGAAUGGAGGUCAUAUCAACAUCUUCACCUCCUGGUAAUGCUGUUUCAACGACAGAUGGCGUGGGUGGCCUAUUGAAUGGAAGAUAUGGUGGCCAUUACGGACUGAGUUUAAAACCAGACGGCCUUUGCAGCCCUGACAGAUUACUGGGUUAUCCUCACGCACACACCACAACAAUAACGCCUUCUAGUAAAUCAAAACGAAGUCGAGCAAAAGCAAAACAAGGAAACAAUGGCUCAAGUUUACAUGGAAGUUCUAUGGCAUUUUCAUCGGCAACCUCUGCUGAGCUAAGCGGGCUUUUAGGAAAAGAGAAACCGGUGCAUAGGUGCGGGAUCUGCAAUAGGGGGUUCUUGAAUAAAUCAAAUAUUAAAGUGCAUCUUCGAACGCAUACUGGAGAGAAACCAUUCAGAUGCGACGUAUGCGCAAAGGCGUUUAGACAGAAGGCUCAUUUGAUAAAACACCAGCAAAUUCAUAAACGGAUCGGAAGAGACUGAGCCGAAUCUAGCUCAAAAGCAUUUCGUAGUUUGUAGUUGUGUGUUUGUGAACGUGUGGUGAAAAUCUAUUUAGACUAUUGGAUAUUAACCGUCAUUCUUCUAACACAGUUAGCGAUUUAAACCCUUUAGUUAUUAUCCUCCUAAGGAAAAGUGCAAUGUUAUCUAGUUUUAAGCUCUUCAGAUUUAUAAUGUAGAUAAUAUUGUUUUUAAUUUUGUUGUGUAGUUAAGUUUACGUUCAUUGCGUGUCGUGUAUGAAAUGUAUGUUAAUCGAUUCAUUCCGAUUGAGUAAUGUAUGAACGUAGAACGGUGUCUCCUUGACUCUUCACAUAAUUUAUAUUUUUCGAGUGUGAAUGCUUACUCCGAUUACCUACUUAUAGUCAAAUAAUAAAAGAUAUUAAUUAGCUUUAUUGUAUAUUUUAGGUACAUUGUAUAAUUUUAUAAACAAAGACAAAGCUCACGAGGCUAAACGUUAAAAUCACUCACCGUUGAGUUAUAGUUGGUAGUAAUCUCAUUAUUAAUUAUUGUUAAUAUAUAUAUAAUUAAGAUGUACUUCUCAGAUUUUCAAAUCAACAUUAAUUUAAGAACAAAAUCAUUGUCUUGACUUCAUUCAUGCAUCGCCUUCAGGUGAACAUUCCUAAUUAAUUAAAUAAUAACAAUUGAUGGCCCCGAGAUCCUUGCAGUGCGCAGGCGCAUGAGCGGAACUAUCGUGUCCGGGAAAUGAUCGAAAAACUAACUUAAUGUAAUAACAGCGAUCCGUUAUUGCGCAACUCAUAACUAGGACACGGAUUAGUAGCAAACUAUUUGUAUCAAUUCAAUUUAAUUAUUUCAGUAAACUAUUUUUAUAAUAUCACUCGUAAGACUAUUUUGCUAGAAUACCAGGUGAUUAGGAUCUUGAGGGACUGACAUAUAAUUAAGUUACUUUAACAGAUUUGCUUUCCCAUUCAUGAACAUUGGUUCGUCGUAGAAUCGUUAAAUAUCGUAGCAGUAUUUUACACACUGAACUUUCAUCAACUAUUUCUUCAAAUAUUUUUAUACUUAUUAGGGCAGGGUGUUUUAGUUAUAAUUAAAAUUAGCAUUUGAUUUUUUAAUUACUAAAAAUUCAGUUACAUCUGUAUAUACGUAUACCGUCCAAAAUGUACUUACUAAGUAAGAUCUUAUAUUGGAAUAAAGCACAAAAUUUAAUCCAUGACAGUGUGACCUACUAAUGAUAAUUAGUAAUUUACUAAAAUGUCAUCGAAAAUCAACCUUUCAUCAGCUAGUAUAACAUUUGUAUUACUAUGAGUGCGGUUUUAAGAGACAAUAUAAAGGUCCAUUUAGCCUUUUUAAAUAUUUUAAUCUGUGGUUUCGAUACCAAUUUCUUAAUCUGGCAACACUGAUUUGACUGUGCUGACACCCUUAGUACAAACUCUUGGAAAUUAAGGUACAUAUAUAUAUAUUUGAAAAUGUAUUUUGUCGAAUAAUAUUUAAAGAAUUUGUAUUUCCGUUUAUUUCUAAAUAUAUUCACACAACAUUUAUCAUUAUUAUUAAAUACGUUAGCAUUAUGAUAUAUUGUUUUACUAAGGGUACAUACAUUAGGUCAUUUAUUCAAUUGUUUCAUAUGCCUAUUUUAAACAUCUGCGCACCCAUAGAUACUCCUAUACAUAAACCUUUAAUAAAAAAGGUAUUUAAAACCGCUCUACUCAUUGUGGGCAAAAUGCACUGUGAAACGCUUAAUUAAUUCAGGUAAUUAGGAAUUAAUUUAACAUAAUAUAUUAGGUCAAAAUUUCAGUGUUUCACACGUUGCGUUUCCUACAAUGUCUGUAGACUAAAAUUGUACCUUUUUAGUGUUAAGUUUAGUUUUUUAAGUAUUUAUUGUUAAUGUAUAUCUUUGUAUCCCUAAUGAAUUACUUUGCCGUCAGCAUUGUAAGCCGACAAUAUUAAAUAUUUAAUGUAAUAUACACAGUAUAUAAGUAGAUUUUUCCAUUUCAGUUUAGAAUAAGUACAGUGUAAAUUAAUGUAAAAUAAAUUGAGAUUUUUGUUA
Molecule: messenger RNA, 3850 nt
Organism: Pieris rapae (cabbage white)
Lineage: Eukaryota; Metazoa; Arthropoda; Insecta; Lepidoptera; Pieridae
Gene: ich
Product: ichor
Exons: 3
Coding region: 433-1830 (465 amino acids)
Biological process (GO): embryo development; regulation of transcription by RNA polymerase II; embryonic hindgut morphogenesis
Cellular component (GO): nucleus
Molecular function (GO): RNA polymerase II transcription regulatory region sequence-specific DNA binding; DNA-binding transcription factor activity, RNA polymerase II-specific
Source: RefSeq, a predicted model, not a curated record